Messenger RNA from Dinoponera quadriceps, 2692 nucleotides. It is a transcript of the gene Acadvl, whose product is annotated as very long-chain specific acyl-CoA dehydrogenase, mitochondrial. Lineage: Eukaryota; Metazoa; Arthropoda; Insecta; Hymenoptera; Formicidae. The coding region runs from base 184 to 2091 and encodes 635 amino acids. The record is from RefSeq and is a predicted model, not a curated record. The transcript is spliced from 9 exons. Gene Ontology annotation, molecular function: very-long-chain fatty acyl-CoA dehydrogenase activity; flavin adenine dinucleotide binding; fatty-acyl-CoA binding.
GUGUUAUAAUCUAGUUCCUACUUCUCACAUUACCGCUCAUAUAAAAAGACGUUUGUACGGAGUGACGCGUUAGUUUCUCGACGACGGCUGGCGGUGAGAGGUACCGUUAAGUGAUCGACAUCUUGUGCAUUAGCCUACGGCUGUGAAUUUCACCUCCGUGAUAACCGGAAACCAUCCGUGAAUAUGCUGCGUAUCGUGAAGACUCUCUCGGCGCCCAAGAACGUCAGUAAAGCCCUCGAGACGUCCUUAGGAACUUGGAAUGCACCCAGAUGUUUGGCUACUCAAGCUGCAGUGAAGACCGCCCCUGUGGAAAAGGAGAAUGUCGCCACGAAGGAGUCGCAGUCCUUCACCAUGAAUAUCUUCCGUAGCCAGUUGCAGUUGAGCCAAGUAUUUCCUUUCCCCGAGCCUAUGACCGAGGAACAACUCGACACAGUCAAAAUGCUGAUAGAUCCCAUGGAAAAAUUUUACGAGGAAAUAAACGACCCAAUGAAAAACGACCAGAAUGCGUCCAUAGACGAGAAAACGGCGGCCGCUCUCUGGGAACUGGGAGCGUUCGUUCUACAAGUGCCCCAGGAGUACGGCGGCUUAGGACUGACCAACACACAGUACAGUCGAUGCGUCGAGAUUUGCGGCUACCACGAUCUUGGCCUGGGCAUCACUCUUGGCGCGCAUCAGAGCAUAGGAUUCAAGGGUAUACUUCUAUUCGGCACCCCGGAGCAAAAGGCCAAGUACCUUCCCAGGGUUUGCAACAGUGAAUAUGCCGCCUUUUGUCUAACCGAGCCCGGUUUCGGCUCCGACGCCAAUUCCAUACGCUCCCGCGCUGUCAAGUCCGCGGACGGAUCGCAUUACGUUCUAAACGGCAGCAAGAUCUGGAUAUCAAAUGGUGGUAUCGCCAAUAUAAUGACCGUGUUCGCGCAAGUACCUCAGACGGACCCGGAUACUGGCGUGACGAAGGACAAAAUGACCAGCUUCAUCGUCGAGAGGGCCUUCGGCGGUAUCACCAGCGGACCACCCGAAAAGAAGAUGGGCAUCAGGUGUAGCAACACGGCGGAGAUAUUCUUUGAGGAUGUCAAGAUCCCGGCAGAAAAUGUUCUCGGCAAGGAGGGCCAAGGUUUCAAGGUCGCAAUGAAUAUUCUGAACAACGGCAGAUUUGGCAUGGCUGCGGCCUUAUCUGGCACUAUGCGUUAUUGCAUGAGCAAGGCCGUGAAUCACGCAACCCAACGUGUGCAAUUCGGUCGUACUUUGGACAAUUACGGCACCAUACAGGAAAAAAUAGCACGCAUGGCAAUACUACACUAUGUCACCGAGUCUUUGGCAUAUAUGAUUUCCGGCAAUAUGGACCAAGGAAGUCAAGAUUAUCACUUAGAAGCGGCUAUCUCCAAGUGCUUCGCAUCGGAGUCCGCAUGGUGGGUGUGCGACGAGGCUAUCCAGACGUUGGGCGGAAUGGGCUUCAUGCGCGAUUGCGGUCUCGAACGCGUGAUGCGUGACUUGCGCAUAUUCCGAAUCUUCGAGGGUACAAACGACAUUCUGAGGCUGUUCGUAGCACUUACGGGAAUUCAAUAUGCCGGUAGCCACUUGAAAGAGUUACAGAAGGCCUUCAAGAACCCCGGCGCAAAUGUAGGUCUGCUCUUCGGAGAAGCUACCAAGCGAGCGACCAGAGCAAUCGGCUUGAGCUCAACGCCCACUUUUACGCACUUGGUGCAUCCGAAAUUGACGGAAAGCGCUGUACUUUGCUCGAAGAACGUGGAGGCUUUUGGUCAAACCAUAGAAGCCUGCCUCAUAAAAUAUGGGCGAAACAUCGUCGACGAGCAGUACGUCCUCAACAGGCUCACGCAAGCCGCGUUCGACAUGACAACGAUGGCGAUUGUAUUGAGCAGAGCGACUAGGUCGUUGAACAAGAAUCUGCCCAGUGCGGAGCACGAGCUCUUGAUGGCUCAGACUUGGUGUGUGGAGGCAUCUAGCCGCGUCGCCUACAAUCUGCAGAAUGCCACCUCCGCAAAACAACUGGACAUAUUUAGCAAACUAAGCAAAAUUUCGAGAAACGUGUUCGAUGUCGGCGGAAACGUCCAGUUGAACCCUCUAGGCUUUUAAUAGUACCGUAAAUUUAUUUUGAAAUGAUUUUAUUCGGUUUUGCUGCUGUUGCGUCUUGGAGAUAUGAAAAAAAAAUUGUUUUUCAUAUAACGUAGGUAACUGUCAUUGUAAAAUAGGUAGUAACUUUUCUCAAUAUUUUGUUAUCUUUGAUUAUCGUUAGUUCGAUUGAAAUGACCUGAAAGUUUUUUGAGGGUUUAACUGUAGAAAUAAUAGAAUCAAACGAAAAAAGGCUGAAUCUAAUAAUAAUUAUUUUUUCUUUUUUUUAAAGGGACAAAUUAAAUGUUUCGUUUCAUUAAAAUGUUUUCUUGUAACAGGAUAAAAAAAAGAAUAUCGGUAUCCGGUCAUCUUUCCUCCAAAAUCAACUUUCGUGUGAAAUACUGUCGCUCUUCGUAAUCGAGUGUAAAUAUCUUCCACGAAAACUUGGACAGCUUUGACAGAUUAAAAUAAUUAAUAAUACAAAUAAAUAAAACUCGUAAGGUAUAAGACAUAAGGUGUCCAGAUGUAUAUAUAUAAAAUUAUGUAUUUUUUAAUAUUCGUACCUUUACACGAAACAACGAUUUUCAAAUAAACAGUUAUAAAUAAUACGAUCUAUUUGACGUUA